AUGAGGUAUCAGAAUUGGGACGUGCUCCUCUUUCCUGCGGAUUCCAGGGUUCCAAUCCAGGAAUUUGAUACAAAAUGCUUCGCCCUCGAUCCAAGCUCUCGCAUUACGACGCUGCAGGGGCAGUCUCACGGGGAACUCGACAACUUCGAAUCCAUGACACUGGUACCCACGGUCACCUCAUUCGUGGCAAGCCUGGAACGCCAUACUCCUUUCCGAAUCUCUAUCCACAGCUGGAAAAAGCCCACGGCCUCCCAAGUACUCCGAAGCUACAAGACACGUGAUGAGAGCGUCAUGUUCGAAGCACGUAUCUAUGUUGAUGGAACUCUUCAGGCUCAACAUUCUUUCGAUGACGAUAGUGCAUGGCCAGAAGUGAUAGAAGAAGAGACACGCACCGGUGAGGGUCGCCCACUCUUGUUUCCUGUCUUUCAUAGAGACGUUCUCUACCAGACGCAUUGGGAACCAGGAGAUGCUAUUGGUCGCAUUAAAGUCGUUAUUGCAGAAGGGGUAGUUCGCGAAGAUAUCCCUCAACCAGAUACUCACAUCACAUUCGACCGAUUGCGUGAUGUGGUGUCAUUUGCAUUCCAGCAUGCACCUCAAGAUGUCCUAGAGUAUUCCAGCAUCGCAUGGCCGAAUUUGCGAAUGUUUGGCAGAGUCACAAAACCUGCGAAGCGACCAGGUCCCAUCGUGUCCCGAGUGGCCCCAGCUAUUCCUUAUCAUGACGUUUAUUCGCACUCACCCGAGAGAUUAUCCAUCGGUAGUCGAAACAUCAAGCACAGAUCAACUGACUGUGACGGGUUUCAGAGGUUGUUGAAUGCAGAGACCUUCUCUGACUUGCAAUCUGAUCCUCCAACCAAGGCCAUUGAGAACGAUUCCACCAAGGCUGCGCCAUACCGGCGUCCGGGACUUGUGGACCCUACGGACAAUCCAGAGGAUCCAUUUGUUGGCCCUCGAUCGGUCGCAAGUCGAGCAUGGCGAGCACAGCUAAGGGCUUCCAGCCAUGACGUUUCCAUGCCGGACUACGUCUCAAGCGGGAGGGAGCACAGUCGAACGCAUACCGAAAUGUCUGAUGUCAACUAUCCGAAAGCAAACUUCCUCAAACACAUGGAACAGGCUCAUCCACGAGAGAUUGUACAGGCUCUCAGCCCAGCUCAGCAAGCGCAGCUUAUGAAGGAACUGAAAGCGUUCAGAACCCCAACACAGGGGACACAUGCUCCCUCCAAUACACCACGGUCUUUAUCUGUACUAAAGAAGACAACGCUGGCCGUGGACAAGAUUCGCGACAGCAUAGGCAGCAGAGUCAGAUCAAGUGCAAGCUCAUCUCGUCAAUUUAAUGACACGUAUUGCCCUCCAAAUGAAGCCACAUGCGAGCAUAGGACACGAAGCAGUCCUUGCUCCGGCAACAGUGGCCAGCCAGAGAUAGCAUUGUCCACGGUAGCCGAUGGCUGUCGACCAGCACCUUUGGGGACAAGCCGCACAAGAUCACACUCGAACACCUCCAAGCGUAAACGGCACUUUAAUUCGGCAGAGGACGAAGCGACCAGUGAGGGUUGCAGAGUACAAGUCACGGAGCACUCGUCGCCGUCAAGAACCGUCGGCAUUGUCGCAGCGGCUUGCGAGGACCAAGCAGCCGAGGUAGGAGAUGGUCUCAAUGCUGACUAG
This is a messenger RNA of Exophiala aquamarina CBS 119918, 1659 nucleotides long. RefSeq lists its product as uncharacterized. NCBI's taxonomy places the organism in Eukaryota, Fungi, Ascomycota, Eurotiomycetes, Chaetothyriales, Herpotrichiellaceae. The transcript is spliced from 4 exons. Bases 1 to 1659 code for a protein of 552 amino acids. The record is from RefSeq and is a predicted model, not a curated record.